This is a messenger RNA of Trichomonas vaginalis G3, 873 nucleotides long. Its product is annotated as ribonuclease inhibitor domain-containing protein. The coding region runs from base 1 to 873 and encodes 290 amino acids. The record is from RefSeq and is a predicted model, not a curated record. The transcript has a single exon. Lineage: Eukaryota; Parabasalia; Trichomonadida; Trichomonadidae.
AUGCUUCUGAAUUCGCUAACUUUAUGGAGAAUAAAGGCAGAACUUGAUAGAACUGUUCACCUUGAAACUUCUAAUGUCACAUUUGAUAAUGGAACAUUAACAGUUUACGGGAAUGGCGUUGUCAUUCGAGAUCAAGUUUCAGAACAUCAAGCUGACACCAACAAAAUAGUGAUCACUGGAGAUGUUAGUACAAUUGAUGAACAUACAUUCGAAAAUUUCUCGAAUUUGCAAACUGUUUCAAUUGAUCAUUCAAUCAAUAUCUCUAAUUUUGCAUUCCAUAGCUGCACUUUGUUAGAAUCUAUUUCAUUUAGCUCGAACAUAGUAUCAUUGGGCACAAAUGUCUUUGAAGAUUGUUCAAAUUUGAAAUUAGUCGAUUUUCCAGGAUCAUUAUCCUCUAUACCUGCUUUCACAUUUAAAAACUGUGUCUUUCUCGAGAAAGUUGUAGUUGAAACACCAGAAAGAACGUUUCAGAUCGGUGAAUCAGCGUUUUAUGGUUGCAGCAACCUCUUUACCUUUACAGCACUUUCCGAAAAUGUUACAAUCGGAAAGAAUGCCUUCAACGGCUGCACAAUUUUACAAGAUUUUAUAAUCGGAGCCAUUAUAAGCUAUGAAGAGGGAGUUUUCGCGAAUUCUGAGUUACUCAAGCUUUAUUCAAAGGAUACGAUAUCGUUCUUGCAGAAUCCGUUUUUAAUAAUUGUCCUUCAUUAUUUACUGUCAGUUUUGGAGGAACAGUCAAAGAAAUACAAUCUAACGCAUUCAAAGGCUGUUCAAAUCUUAGUUACAUCGUCAUUGACAAAGCUUUACAAGAAAAUUUCCAUAUCGGAGAAUCAGCUUUUUACGGAUGUUCAAAUCUACAGAUCUUCCAUGCUAUAA